AUGACGGCGCUGUCACCGCUCGACGGGCUUCUGGCCACUCUCGACAAGCAUAUCAACUCAAACACUGCAGCAUCCGAGCCCUCAGCAGAUGCUCCACGAGGCGGGCUAGCGGCGCUCAAUCUCCGGCGCCAAGAGCUGCGCGGGCUCAUUGCGGGUCCUUCUGCAUCCAACGACGGCGCCUCCUCCUCCGCCCUGCAGCUCUCUCCGCUCGAGCGUGCGAUCUACUACGAAACAGACAGUCGGCGAUCUACGCUGCAACGUAAAGCGAAAGAGCUCGAUUUCUGGGAAGCGUACGAGAACGAGCUGGCGGACUCGCCCAUGAAGAUGCCUACGAGCGCGUCGGCGUUAGAGCGGCAAAUCGCAGAGAAGAAGUCGCGGCUGAGGCAGCUCGAAGGAGAGAAUCGACUCAAGGUCGAGACGACCAGAGCGCUCGAGUCGAGUGCGACGAUUCAGAAAGUGCUUUCGACGACGUCCCCACGGCCGAGGGACCGAAAGGGGGACGAGGAGGCGCAGAGCUACGCGUCAACACGCGAGCUGCUCAACAAGAGGGACGACCAGGCAUUGGAGUUCCUCAAGGUGUUCAACGAGAUCAGGACGAUCAAAAACCAAAGGGUCCAGGUCAAGAAGCGCAUCCGAGAGCAACGAUUGGAGACGAUGAAGCUCCUCGAAAACAUCAAGGGCGUCAAAGCCGAUAUCCGCAAUCGACAACUCCAUCCUGCGGGAGGACAGCAAGACCCGGACGCUUCACAGGAUCUCGCCAUCGUACAGAGGGUUCAGCAGAUGCAGCGCGAGAUCAAUGAGGCAAGGUCUAAGAAGGAGCUCGUCAAGGGCAUUCUGCGCGGUCUGAUUCUGGAAUCAGGGCGAGAUUGGACAAAGAACCCCUCGACAAGAGCACUGAUGCUGUCGUUGGAUGACGAGGAGGAUGCCUCGGACGAUGCGUUCAGCGAAGAGGAGGAAGAAGGGAAUGGCGAGGCCGGCGAUGACGACGAAGACGAAGAGAACGAAGAGGAUGAGGAGGGGAUCGACCAGCUCGAGGAUGCCUAG
Messenger RNA from Kalmanozyma brasiliensis GHG001, 1044 nucleotides. RefSeq names its product Centromere protein H. Gene Ontology annotation, biological process: kinetochore assembly. NCBI's taxonomy places the organism in Eukaryota, Fungi, Basidiomycota, Ustilaginomycetes, Ustilaginales. Bases 1 to 1044 code for a protein of 347 amino acids. The transcript has a single exon. Gene Ontology annotation, cellular component: kinetochore. The record is from RefSeq and is a predicted model, not a curated record.